This is a messenger RNA of Anthostomella pinea, 1125 nucleotides long. Lineage: Eukaryota; Fungi; Ascomycota; Sordariomycetes; Xylariales; Xylariaceae. The record is from the annotation of a GenBank genome assembly.
AUGGCAUCGACUGGCGCAAUCGAUGUCUACGACACCAUCCUCAGGUUCGGAGAUUACUAUCAAAGGAGGUACUUCCUAGAGACGAACUCAAUGAAACCUGUGCAUAAGACGCUCAGCGCAGAAGACGUUGCCUAUUAUCAGCAGAUACUAGAUAGCCCCGACCUCUCAGCAGUUUUCGAGAAGAAUCUCCAUCUCGAUCUCGGCUUUUUUUACGGUGUGCGGGAUCAGAUUCAAUCCAUUUUGCGAGUCUGGGAUGCCGUUCUCACGGAGAAGGUCCGCUACGACGCAGAAGGCUGGCCUUCCACAAACAGACAAUUCAUCAAGUCUUUUUUUUUAUGUCUAUACACGGUUCCUGCACAGAUAAAGAUCGGCUAUUUUGGCCCGUCUAUGCAACAUAAUGCGGGCACAUAUAGUUACCCCGAGGGUCUGCCGAUAAUCCUCAGUGAGGAGGAUGCUCCCCUCGAAAACGACGUCGAGUCGGGGAGCGCCUCAUCUUUCGGCGCAUUCGUGGAGGCAAACUUUCCUGCUGAUCAUACGAACGGAGAGGGGCCGGAAGUUCAUGAGAGCCAAGCCUCGGAUUUCUACCGUGAUGCAACUUAUGGUGCUCGCGCCCUAUCCCCACUGUCCGGAAAGCACGAUGUUAUUUCCGUUUCGAGUGAUGACAGCGAGGACAGCGUUGGGGGGGCCAGCCUCGAUCCUUAUGCCCGUGGCCCAUUGGCAGAAACAAUCCAGCCUGAUAACCUUGCAUGGGGCGGAGGCAUGGCCACGUUGGACCCUCGGGAGCUGGUAUUCGGUGAUAUGGGCGGGCUAGAAGAGGAAGUCUUCGAACCUGGAUUCCACUUCCAUAAUUCACUGCCACAGUUGGAGGCCAGCGCACUGCAAGGGUCGUCUAUAACCAAUAACAGAGAUACGCAACCGCUGUUGCAUGACGCAUCAAAGCGCUGGGAACAUGGAGGAGGACAAAGGGGCCGAGUGUCCAAGCGAAUUGCAGUUCCGAGGAAGCGGAAACUUGCAGAGCUCGACAGUCCUCAAGAAUGCCGCAGAGCUAUGCCCUCUGCGAUGCAUCGGAACAUUGCCAAGGGGCGGGCUCGUCGCGAUCGUCAGUCGGAAGCCUCUCCCGAAUAA